Messenger RNA from Alternaria atra, 894 nucleotides. RefSeq lists its product as uncharacterized. NCBI's taxonomy places the organism in Eukaryota, Fungi, Ascomycota, Dothideomycetes, Pleosporales, Pleosporaceae. Gene Ontology annotation, cellular component: plasma membrane. The record is from RefSeq and is a predicted model, not a curated record. Bases 1 to 894 code for a protein of 297 amino acids. Gene Ontology annotation, molecular function: acetate transmembrane transporter activity. The transcript has 4 exons.
AUGGCGACAGCUCGUGAGCACAACGACGCCGCACGCGGCCCAAGUUUCGAGAAGAACACCAACGGCACCAGCGCAUUGGACCACGCGGCGAUUAACGGCGCAGGAGCCCCCAAGCAAAGGGUUCCCUACGACUAUGGAGGCAACCCUCUUGCCCAUGUCGCUACCAACGACCCAGACAUGCGCCUUGCAGCCUUCGGUGGUGAAUUCCAGCCUGGUCUAUACAGGCCACCGAACCGCAAGUUCGCCAACCCAGCUCCCCUGGGUCUGUCGGCUUUCGCCCUUACCACCUUUGUUCUCUCCUUGAUCAACGUCAAGACCCGUGGCAUUGGUCAUCCCAACAUUGUUGUGGCUAUCGCAUACGCUUAUGGAGGUCUUGUGCAGCUUUUGGCUGGCAUGUGGGAAAUGGCCGUUGGAAACACAUUCGGUGCCACUGCCCUUUCAUCCUACGGUGGUUUCUGGAUCGCCUUCGCCAUCAUCCUCACCCCAGGUGGAUUCGCCAUUGAGGAGACUCUUGUUGAAUCAGGCGACUUCUACAACUCGUUUGGUCUUUUCCUCAUGGGCUGGUUCAUCUUUACCUUCCUCCUACUACUCUGCACACUCCGAUCAACCGUCGCCUUCUUCUUCCUCUUCUUUACUCUUGACUUGGCUUUCCUCAUGCUGGGAAUUGGAUACUUGAACGCCGGUGCCGCUGGUCCUCAGAGUGACUGCAUUGUCGCUGGUGGUGCUUUUGGUCUCAUGGCCGCUUUCGCUGCCUGGUACAACGCCCUCGCUGGUAUUGCGGACAGCUCCAACAGUUUCUUCGUCAUUCCCGUCGCUCACUUCCCCUGGUCUGAGAAGGGCCGUGAGCGUCGCAACAAGGUCGACAACUCGGCUGCCCGUGAGCACGCAGCAUAG